CACCUCCCACAAUGGCCAAAGUUUCACUUCUCACCCCUCACACACUCAUUUGCCUUUUGCUCCUAGCCAUUGCCAUCGGAUGCGUCAGCUCAGCCAGGAUCCUUGAUGAGGCGGGCCUGCCAAUCCAAAUUGCUGAUGCUUCGACACAAUCUGGCCCAACUGGUACAUUGCCAAGUGGCCAACUCCUGGAUGCCACUGUUGCAGACCCACCACUACCUGACGCCUCCGAUGCCACAGUGGCGCCAGUGGCGGCAUCCACCAAUGAUGAAGCUGAGGACCCGCCAAUCCCAGACACGCCUGUCACUGCUGUGGUGCCAACAGCAGGCCCUGUCCCGACCCUGCCUGGUGGCCCAGCCCCGAUCACAACUGCCGCGGCUAGUGCAGUAGUGGCGAAGCCUGGCACAGCACAGCCCCAAUUGUCCUUCUUCAUGCAUGACAUCAUAGGAGGAUCGCACCCGUCAGCCAGGGUAGUGACGGGUGUCAUUGCCAACUCCGAGAUAAGCGCCGUCCCCUUCUCCAAGCCCAAUAACAAUAUCUUCCCAAUGAACGGAGGCGUCCCUAUCGUCAAUGGUGUCGGCAACAUCAAUGGCAUUGGCAACCUCAAUGGCAUAAUCAACAACAACAACCUCCCGUUCCUCACUGGCCUAAGCAGUGCGCAGGCGAGCACCGUGAUACAGAACGCAGGUAAUAACGACCAUGUUGCAGGCGGCAACAACCAGCCCUUCGUCACGGCAGGGCAGCUCCCAGCGGGGGCCACACUCCAGCAGCUCAUGUUUGGCUCGAUCACCGUGUUCGAUGACGAGCUGACCGAGGGGCACGAGCUGGGGUCUGCUGUGAUCGGCAAGGCGCAGGGCUUUUAUUUGGCCAACUUGUUGGAUGGCACGAGCCAGACGAUCGCUGUGACCGUGAUGCUGCACAGUAGUGCUAGUGGCGAUCACGAGAUCGAGGACACUAUCAGCUUCUUCGCGGUGCAUCGGACGGCUUCGCCCGAAUCUCAGGUUGCAAUCGUUGGCGGGACGGGGAAGUACGAGCACGCCAAGGGCUACACCACCGUUGAGACGUUUCAUCAGGAAAAUCAACAUAUCACCGAUGGCGUGGAUACAAUUCUUCAGUUUAGUGUGUAUCUGUCUGAGUAAAUGUGUCACAUACAAUAUGUGAUGAAUUUGAUCAAGGAGUUGGGCCGAGUGUACGAGUCUUUGAGGGUCCCAUUCUCUGCAGAUUUCAGUUAAAUGCCCGUAGAAGCAUUUAAAUCUGAAGGAUGAUGACUUCGAUGUUAUGUGAAUCUCUUCCUUGUUGUGACGGAUUCGAGAAUCUAUGUGAUGGGCUGAUUUCACUGAUGUAAUGUAAUAGUGGGAGUGAAUUCUCCCUUAUCCGCACCUCAAUUCGUGAUAACAAUUGCAAAUAAAAGAUCAUGUUAUCA
Molecule: messenger RNA, 1420 nt
Organism: Syzygium oleosum
Lineage: Eukaryota; Viridiplantae; Streptophyta; Magnoliopsida; Myrtales; Myrtaceae
Product: dirigent protein 9
Exons: 1
Coding region: 12-1136 (374 amino acids)
Source: RefSeq, a predicted model, not a curated record